AUGGCUCAGUUGAUUGAGUGCAUGUCGGAUCGGAUCGAGUCUUUAUGCGAACGAGUACGGAAUACGCGCCAGAUCCAGGUCAAAGAGAUCCAGAAAAACAUUGAGAUGCAGUGGGCGACUGCACAGGACUUAAUUAAGCGCACCCCAACCCCGUCCUCGCUGGUAUACACUGACGUGCAUGCCAUUGAACGGGCUACCGAGACUAUGCGCAAACGCCUCGUCGACAGCUUAGCUGCCCAGGACACGGUCGCCAACGUCGCACAUGGAGCCUCGAGCAACGACGUAGACCAGUACCUCACGGACGUAAGACGCUCGGCCAACAUCGUCGCAGCAGCGCUUCAGCAAACAGAGGUGUAUCGAGCCGUUCUCGAGUAA
Gregarina niphandrodes is the source of this 375-nucleotide messenger RNA. RefSeq lists its product as hypothetical. The transcript has a single exon. Bases 1 to 375 code for a protein of 124 amino acids. The record is from RefSeq and is a predicted model, not a curated record. Lineage: Eukaryota; Apicomplexa; Conoidasida; Eugregarinorida; Gregarinidae.